AUGGAUAAUUCAGAAAUAAAUAUAGAUACUGAUCAUGAUACUGUUUCAGUGGAUUUGGAUUCUAUUAAAGAAUACCAUAAAAAAACCGAUCAUCACUCUUUAACAAAAGCAUUGAAAACUGUUGUUUCCUCCACGACUGAUAAAGAUAAAGAUGUUAACGCUAGCAUUUUCGCGCCUUCAAAUUCGACUCCGCCAAGUAAACAUUGGAUGCAUCCCUCCCUUAAUCCACUAUACCGACUAGUACCACCUUUGAAAGUCUGGGCCACUAAGAGGCAUUUUGGAAAUUAUGUGAUUGUUCGUGAAACGGGUGAAAAGACAUGGGAGGAAAUGCCAGUAUAUACUAGGAUUGGAAUGCAUUUACUAUUUUUCGGAAGAUUGGAAGAAAAAUUCGUUGAAUUGUCAGCCAUUAAAUCUCUUUUCACGGUUGAAUCAGUGCGUCAAGGAAGAUAUUUUGAUUCACCACAUUCUGCUAAAAAUAUCCAUAGUUUUAUUAAACACUAUAAGAUUAAUACCGAUGAGUUAUUAGAACCGGACAUAAAAAAAUACAAAUGUUUCAAUGAAUUCUUUUACAGAAAAUUGAAGCCUGACGCUAGAAUUAUUUCUGACCCUAAUGAUGAUAAUGUUAUUGUUUCAGCUGCGGAUUCAAGGCUUAACGUUUUUCAAGAUAUUGAUCUUGCGAAAAAAUAUUGGGUCAAGGGAAAAAAGUUUACAAUUGCUGAACUCAUUCAAGAUGAAGAGAUGGCUAAGGAAUUCGAUGGAGGUUCCAUUGCAAUAUUUCGCUUGGCACCUCAAGAUUAUCAUCGAUUUCAUUCCCCGGUAAAUAGUGUGGUUGGAUCAUCGAAAUAUAUUAAUGGCACUUAUUUCACAGUGAACCCUAUGGCUAUCAAUGAAGAACUUGAUGUAUUUACAGAGAAUGUUCGAUCCGUAAUUCAACUUCAUCCGUCCACGCCAGGUGCAUCCAAAGUGCUGUUCGUUGCCAUUGGUGCCCUGUUGGUCGGUUCAAUCAAAUUCACGGUAAAAGAGAAAGAUAAAGUUAAUAAAGGUGAUGAAUUAGGACAUUUCGCAUAUGGUGGGAGUACCAUAAUAUGCUUAUGGCCAAAGGGAGUGAUUAAAUUUGACGAUGAUUUAGUGUCUAAUUCUAAGACAAGUAUUGAAACAUUGGUGAAAGUUGGAAUGAGAAUUGGUAUUCGAACUUCAAAGGCUUAA
Scutellospora calospora is the source of this 1206-nucleotide messenger RNA. The record is from the annotation of a GenBank genome assembly. Lineage: Eukaryota; Fungi; Glomeromycota; Glomeromycetes; Diversisporales; Gigasporaceae.